Molecule: messenger RNA, 3865 nt
Organism: Pongo pygmaeus (Bornean orangutan)
Lineage: Eukaryota; Metazoa; Chordata; Mammalia; Primates; Hominidae
Gene: APOBEC2
Product: apolipoprotein B mRNA editing enzyme catalytic subunit 2
Exons: 3
Coding region: 145-819 (224 amino acids)
Biological process (GO): cytidine to uridine editing
Cellular component (GO): cytoplasm; nucleus
Molecular function (GO): cytidine deaminase activity; RNA binding
Source: RefSeq, a predicted model, not a curated record
CGAAGCCUGGCCUGCUGGGUCCUUUUCCCGUCAUCCCCAGCCAGAUUUAGCUGCUGACAGCUGCUUGGGACUCUGCUGCCAGGGCCUGGCCCAGAUCUGCCUGCCUCUCCUCUCUCUCAGUGACUCCUGAGCCACAGACCCUCCAUGGCCCAGAAGGAAGAGGCUGCUGCGGCCACUGAGGCUGCCUCCCAGAAUGGGGAGGAUCUGGAGAACCUGGAUGACCCUGAGAAGCUGAAAGAGCUGAUUGAGCUGCCGCCCUUUGAGAUUGUCACAGGAGAACGGCUGCCUGCCAACUUCUUUAAAUUCCAGUUCCGGAAUGUGGAGUACAGUUCCGGGAGGAACAAGACCUUCCUCUGCUAUGUGGUUGAAGCACAGGGCAAGGGGGGCCAAGUGCAGGCAUCUCGGGGAUACCUAGAGGAUGAGCAUGCGGCUGCCCAUGCAGAGGAAGCUUUCUUCAACACCAUCCUGCCAGCCUUCGACCCAGCCCUGCGAUACAAUGUCACCUGGUAUGUGUCCUCCAGCCCCUGUGCAGCGUGUGCUGACCGCAUUAUCAAAACCCUUAGCAAGACCAAGAACCUGCGUCUGCUCAUUCUGGUGGGUCGACUCUUCAUGUGGGAGGAGCCGGAGAUCCAGGAUGCUCUGAAGAAGCUGAAGGAGGCUGGCUGUAAACUGCGCAUCAUGAAGCCCCAGGACUUCGAAUACGUCUGGCAGAAUUUUGUGGAGCAAGAAGAGGGUGAAUCCAAGGCCUUUCAGCCCUGGGAGGACAUUCAGGAGAACUUCCUAUACUAUGAGGAGAAGUUGGCAGACAUCCUGAAGUAGGGCGACUGGGCUUUGCCUCACGUCUUCCUGCUGCCACCAAGAGACAGCAAUGACAUGUACAGCCAUCUGGGACAUGCCUGUCUUCCUAAUACCAUUUGGAGCUGGACAACAUUUGACACCAACCAAUCAUACUGGACAAGGCCCUUAGAGGACUUGAAAUAUACUUCUCACGCUGUAGUUUAUUUAGGCUGUGCCUGUCUCUCUAAUGCUGCUCUUGGGAAGGACGAAAGUGACCUGCAAAGAGAGAAAUGCAACCAUACAUGGGCUCCAGUCAACUAUGGGACUGAAGGUCCUAAUUGCUCACCCAAGGGGGCUGCUUAACACAAACAGCCUCAGACCCAAGGUUUAGAUUUCUGAAAUAUGCAUUUUAUGUUAAGUUGGGUAUUUUUUUUAAGAAAGAAAAACAGCAACAUUAAUAAAAGAAGUGGUGUGUUUUUCCCGUGGCCAGAUGUUUAAGAAACUUGAACGUCUGGAAGUUGCCACAGACAAGUGAGCUAGUCCCAGACACAGGGACACUCCAGGCUAUGAACCAAACCAUGGUUAAACCAGGACUUGCCUAGACAAUGCAGAAUAACUCUCCCAUACAGACUUCUUACGAAAAUCAAAUGAGGGCCUUUCCCUUCUCUGAAGGCAAGUAAUAGGGCAGAAGAUGGAACAAAAAGCAUGAGAAAUCUAAGGUAGCCACAUCCCAAAUGCCAGUUAAUAAGCAACUAGCUUCUUUAUUAAAGAGGAGCGGGUGAAAAAUAGUAGUUUAAUGUUCAGAUAUACAAUCAUUUAAAAGUAUUCAAUACAUGGUAUUUGAUGGUAAUGGCAGAAUGAUGUCAAGUCUCUUUUUUUUUUUUUUUUAAAGGUUUGAGUCCUAUGUGGAAGCAAAAAUUCACAGGUGAAUUUCCAGGUGUUUGCCAAACUCUAACUAGGUUUCCAGGAAUAAUGUAUUCACUCUGAUUACCAGGACAUGCCUCCUUUCCCCAGGCUUCAAGUGUGAUAAGUCGUCGGAAUUUGACCCAAGACUACUAUCGGCAAAUGACAAAGUGCUUUAUCACAUUCCUGCCAAGUCCCAGAAUUCCACUUACAGCCAAUCCUGGAUGAGACUAGGUUUUGUUUAAAGAAUCAAGGCUCAAACGCCAAGAAAAAAAAAUAAUAAUAAGAACCAUAAUCUCUUUAAAAGUAAAGGAAGCCUAGAAAAUCCAUGUUUUGACUUGUGUUAAGGUUUACAGAUGGUACUCAAUUUACAAUGAUUUGUCUUGCAAUUUUUUGACUUUACAACGGUGCAAAAGCCAUACACAUUCAGUACACCCUUCAACUGAACUCAACUUAAGAUGGAGUUACCCAGCCAUAGACCUAACAUAAGUUGAGGAGCAUCUGUGAUUGCAGAGUUAAGCAAAAUAUUUUAAAUUUCUUUAAGUUUCUUAUCCCCCACUCUCAUUUUCAAUUUUGUGUAUUUAGACAAUCUCUCCUUCCUUUUUCCCUUCAACUUUAUGUGGACAAAAGCAAUGCUUCAAGAAAAGCUUCAAUCUAAAAGUUUGAUAAUGAACUUGACCCUCCACUGCCCCUACCCCAACAACAUGAAGAACUUGUCUGUUCCACCUAGAAAUACAAAAGUGAAAUACUUUUUUGAAACUGUUGCCUCUUAUCAGGCUGAUAUGUGAUAAGAACACCGUCUAAAGUACAAAGAUUAUAUUUAACCAGUACUUUCCUGGUGUUUUAACCAGCCCCUUCUAAAAUACAGUUGUUCUUUCAUACUCGGGAAAGCAGCAAGUCCUGUGACAGAUCCAAAGUCACUCUAGGGAGAAAAUCAAUAGCAAGUCUGGCUGUUUUAACUCUCAACACCACUGCAAGGGAAAACAAGAAAAUGUCUAGUUUCCCGAAUAGCUCUCAUACUGAACCAUUGGCUAAAUCCAUGAACUUUAUUUUCCUACCAUGACCACAAUAGAGGACUAGUCCUUGCAGCUUCGGAAGAAAAGAGGACUAAUAUUUAGACCCCAGCUGGCUGCACAUCCAAAUCUUCUAUGGAGGUUAAAAACACAAAAGUGGCCAUCCCACUCCACCACCCAUUUUUUUUUUUUUUAAUUGAGAUAGGGUCUUGCUCUGUUGCCCACACUGGGGUACAGUGGCACAAUCACAGCUCAAUGCAACUUCAACCUCCCGGGCUCAAGCCAUCCUCCCGCCUCAACCUCUAGAGUAGCUGGAACUACAGGCCUGCACCACCACACCCAGCUAAUUUUUAAUUUCUUUUUUUUUGUAGAGACAGGGUCUCGCUAUGUUACCCAGGUUGGUCUCAAACUCCUGGGCUCAAAUCAUCCUCCAGUCUCAGCCUCUCAAAGUGCUGAGAGGACAGGUGUGAGAAUUUUUUGAGAGGAAGUGGCCUUUAUUUUUUUAAAGAAGACUCAUAAGGAUUUUUGAGAAUCACUGAUUUAUUGGGUCACUACUCUGUGCUAAGUACUCUGCCAGGCAUUUAACAUAUAUUAUUUCACUUGUUCUCAUGAUUAAAUUCAGGCAGGUUCAAUCACAGAAACCAUGCAGUGGACAAAAGAGAGAAAAAGUUCACCAUGAGGAGAGUCUAAAAACCUGCCUUUUGACUUGUCUAUUUUUAUCUCUUAUUUCUCACUUUGCUUCUCCUCCCACUUGGACCCUUUGUCUGACUGUUUGAAAUUAAGUUGCAGGUGAACCCUCCAUUACCCAUGCCCAGAACAAACAGACAUAAGCACAGAACCUCACUAACUCCCCAAAUUUUUAUUUUUCCAUUUUUAUCACCACAAAUUUCUUGGUAACAAUGUAGAAUUUAAUUUUGUAAUUAAAACAAAAACUCUCCCCUAGGAGGAAUCUGAUGACAUAAGGAUAACACCAAGUUAUGUGCACAAACGACAAAAAAUGCCAAACUAACUGGAAUGAUCAUCCAUACUGAAAUUUCUCUUAAAAAGCAGAGAAGGAGAACCAAUGCUGCCACCUAGUGGCCAGCCAAACAAAUCAGGUAGCAUACUGGAGAAAAAGGUCAUAGUCCGGACAAUCUGGUUUCCCUGCCUAUUAUCAAGCCACCUACUCCUUA